Messenger RNA from Chanos chanos (milkfish), 2522 nucleotides. RefSeq names its product apoptosis inducing factor mitochondrion associated 1 (gene aifm1). Lineage: Eukaryota; Metazoa; Chordata; Actinopteri; Gonorynchiformes; Chanidae. The transcript has 17 exons. Gene Ontology annotation, biological process: apoptotic process; mitochondrial respiratory chain complex assembly. The coding region runs from base 127 to 2409 and encodes 760 amino acids. Gene Ontology annotation, cellular component: cytoplasm; mitochondrion. Gene Ontology annotation, molecular function: FAD binding; NAD(P)H oxidase H2O2-forming activity; protein dimerization activity. The record is from RefSeq and is a predicted model, not a curated record.
CAAGUCGUAUGACCUAAGAAAGUCUCCGGCCUUGUGCUGUCUAAGUACCGUUACACGACUUGCGUGGCCUCGGUUGUGUUCAGGCAAGCUACCUCUGUCGUAUCUGCGGAUUACAAUCGUGGUACGAUGUUGAAGUGUAGAACAAUGUGGAAAAAGUUGGCUCCGCUGGCCAGAGCUUCCUCAACUCUGUGUCGGCAAACCACAAGGAGAACAGUGUUGAGACAUGACAAGACACCAGCACUUGUGCAGGAGUGCCAGAUGUCGUCAGGGGGAACGGGAGGAGGUGGAGAAAACUCAAUUUACUACCUCUUAGUCGGAGCUGCAUGCUUAGGUGGAGGAGUGUAUGCAUAUCGGACUGUAUCUGGGGAUAAGGUACGGUAUCAGGAUCGCAUCUCAGAGAUUGCCAGCCGACAGAACAAAGAUACCCUAAAACAGCCAGACACAUAUCUACAGACAGAGCCUACAGGUGAGUCUGUUACAAUUAUCCCAAAUCGUGUGGAAUCGUCCCCAGUAAGCGAAGCACUUGUAGAGGAAGCCCCUGUUCUGGAAUCUUCAGUAACAGAAGCACCUCUGACAGAAGCCACUGUUCCGGAAUCUUCGCUAACAGAAGCACCUCUGACAGAAGCCACUGUUCCAGAAUCUUCAGUGACAGAAGCACCCCUGACAGAAGCCACUAUAGCAGAAGCCCCUGUUUCCGAAGCCCCUGUAACAGAACCCCCUGUUUCCGAAGCCCCUGUAACAGAACCCCCUGUUUCAGAAGCUCCAGAAACACAACCACCUGUAACAGAAGCACCUCUUUCAGAAGCAUUAGUAACUGAAGCACUUGUCGUGGAUCCUGCUGUUCCUGAAGUUCCAGCGGCUGAAUCCGUUGAACAGGGCUCUGCUCCAGUGACGGAGAGUGCCCCUGCGCCAGCCCCAGAACCUGCACAAGCUGCACCAACACCUGUCCAAUCAGAGAUCCCUGAACAUGCCCCAUACCUCCUGAUUGGUGGAGGCACUGCCUCGUUUGCUGCAGCCAGAUCUAUACGUGCUCGAGACCCUGGAGCCAGAGUUUUGAUCAUCACAGAGGAGCCUGACCUGCCGUACAUGCGUCCUCCUCUCUCAAAGGAGCUGUGGUUCUCUGACGAUCCUGCCGUCACAGACACACUGCGCUUUAAACAGUGGAAUGGCAAGGAGAGGAGUGUAUACUUCCAGCCGCCCUCUUUCUAUGUGAGUCCCAUGGACUUGACCAAAGUGGAGAAUGGAGGAGUUGCUGUGCUGACUGGGAAAAGGGUAGAACACAUGGAUGUGAGAGGGAAUAAAAUAAAACUCAAUGAUGGAACAGAGAUCACCUAUGACAAAUGUCUCAUUGCUACAGGUGGAGUUCCACGAAACCUGCAGGUGAUUGAAAGGGCCGGAGAAGAGGUGAUGACCAGGACAACACUCUUCAGGAAGAUCGAGGAUUUUAAGUCCUUGGAGAAGAUCUCCAGAGCUGUGAAGUCAGUCACCAUUAUCGGAGGCGGGUUUUUGGGCAGUGAACUUGCCUGUGCUUUGGGUAGAAGAUCUGCUGACCUGGGGCUGGACGUGAUCCAGAUGUUUCCAGAGAAAGGGAACAUGGGUAAAGUGCUGCCGGAGUACCUGAGUAACUGGACCACAGAGAAAGUCAGGAAAGAGGGAGUCAAUGUUAUGACAGACGCCGUAGUGAAGAACGUGAGCUAUAAGGACAGCAAAGUGCACAUCAGGCUGAAGGAUGGACGCGUGGUGAAGACAGAUCACAUUGUGGCCGCAGUGGGCUUGGAGCCCAACGUAGAGCUGGCCAAGUCGGCCGGGCUGGAAGUGGACUCGGACUUUGGGGGGUACCGGGUCAACGCUGAGCUUCAGGCCCGCUCCAAUAUCUGGGUGGCAGGAGAUGCGGCGUGUUUCUAUGACAUCAAACUGGGCAGGAGGAGGGUGGAGCAUCACGACCAUGCAGUAGUUAGUGGCAGAUUAGCCGGAGAAAACAUGACCGGGGCCAGUAAACCCUAUUGGCAUCAGUCCAUGUUCUGGAGUGACCUGGGACCUGACGUUGGGUAUGAAGCCAUUGGUAUAGUGGACAGCAGUCUGCCCACUGUAGGAGUGUUUGCCAAAGCUACAGCCAAGGACACGCCCAAAGCAGCUACUGAGCAAUCAGGAACUGGGAUUCGAUCUGAGAGCGAGACAGAGGCUGUGGCCAGCACAGUGAAGGCCAGCCAGGCCUCCCCUGCCCCCAUGACUCAGAAGGACGACUACGGGAAAGGAGUCAUCUUCUAUCUGAGAGAUAAAGUGGUCGUGGGAAUCGUUCUGUGGAACGUUUUCAACAGAAUGCCCAUCGCCAGGAAGAUCAUCAAAGACGGUGAGGAGCAUGCCGAUCUGAACGAAGUGGCAAAGCUGUUUAACAUCCAUGAGGACUAAAGGACAACAACAGCUACACACUCACACACACACACAUACACACACUCUCACUUAUGAAACGUGCUCAGUCAUCCAUAUGGCCUGAGCGAGGAAAACGGACACACACACUGACA